AUGCCGCUCUCGAAAUCUGACGCUCAGGCCCCACCCUCCGCACGUCUUUGUUGGCAAACAGUUCUGGGGGCUGCCGGAGGUCGCGGGUCGUCUCCGCGUGAGAAGGGAGGUGCCGAGGUCAGCGCCCCUGGUGGCUCCCGUUACGAGAAUCAGCGAGGGGUUCCCGCUCUUCCUUCCCUAGGCUUCAGUGCCCCCUCGUUUCACAGGUAUCAUUCUGAUCAUUGCUGUUACAGGAGGGAUGAGAGGAAAUUAGAGGGGCUAGAAGAACCAGAAGACCUGUUAAAACUCAUGAAUCCAAAGAAAAGUCAUUUGCUUCUGUGCUUCAAUUCCAUAAUAAAAUGAGUAUAAUGUCA
Molecule: messenger RNA, 353 nt
Organism: Saimiri boliviensis boliviensis (Bolivian squirrel monkey)
Lineage: Eukaryota; Metazoa; Chordata; Mammalia; Primates; Cebidae
Source: RefSeq, a predicted model, not a curated record